This is a messenger RNA of Strongylus vulgaris, 288 nucleotides long. NCBI's taxonomy places the organism in Eukaryota, Metazoa, Nematoda, Chromadorea, Rhabditida, Strongylidae. The record is from the annotation of a GenBank genome assembly.
AUGGCGUAUUUUCGCAGUUUCUUCGGCGGCGGCGGGGUGGAUUCCGAAGAAGAGGAUGGAGCAGAAAUUGUGGAGAAAAUGGUAGAAAGAGCAGAAACAUGUACAGCCUUGGAAGAUCGAAGAGAUGCGCUUAGAGCAUUAAGGAGCAUGGCUAAGAAACUUCGGUUAGCUGUUGGAACAAUGGGUCUGAAUGUUUACAUGGAUGUUUUGGAGAAGGAACGAUCGAAUCAAGAACUCACUGCCAUCACCCUCGAAAUUUUGGUUGCAGUUCUUAGCAGUGAUGAUGAA